Molecule: messenger RNA, 2487 nt
Organism: Cyprinus carpio (common carp)
Lineage: Eukaryota; Metazoa; Chordata; Actinopteri; Cypriniformes; Cyprinidae
Product: cryptochrome DASH-like
Biological process (GO): photoreactive repair
Molecular function (GO): FAD binding; deoxyribodipyrimidine photo-lyase activity; damaged DNA binding
Source: RefSeq, a predicted model, not a curated record
UACGCUUUCAGACUGCAUGUUAGGUAACUUAACCUCACGCUCAUGUUACGUGACCAUCACACGCGCACCGCCGGUCUGUCUGCUCUGCUCAACAUACACACGAUCGCUCGGGACUUCUCUAAAGACCUGUCGCCAGGAUGUCCGCUUCUCGUACGGUAAUAUGUCUGCUGAGGAACGACCUGCGUCUGCAUGAUAACGAGGUGUUUCACUGGGCUCAGAGGAAUGCCGAUCACAUCAUCCCUCUCUACUGCUUCGACCCGCGGCAUUACCAGGGCACCUAUCACUUCAACUUCCCUAAGACUGGACCUUUCCGUUUACGUUUCCUCCUGGACGGUGUGAAAGACCUCAGGGCCACACUGAGGAAACGGGGCAGCACACUGUUGGUGAGACAAGGGAAGCCGGAGGAUGUUGUUAGUGAUUUGAUUCAGCAGCUGGGUUCAGUCACAGCUGUGGCGUUUCAUGAGGAGGUGGCAUCAGAGGAAAAAACUGUGGAGAAGAAGCUAAAGGCCAUCUGCUGCCAAAACAAAGUCAAAGUUCAGACUUUCUGGGGUUCUACACUUUACCACAGAGAUGAUCUGCCAUUCAGUCACAUUGGAGGGUUACCUGAUGUUUACACCCAGUUUAGAAAAGUAGUUGAGGGACAGGGCAGAGUGCGACCUGUCCUUUCCACCCCGGGACAGGUUAAACCUCUUCCUCUUGGACUAGAGGAGGGCACCAUCCCAACAUUCGAGGGCCUGGGACAGACAGAGCCGGUGGAGGACUGCCGCUCGGCCUUCCCCUGUCGCGGUGGAGAGACUGAGGCUCUUGCUAGGCUGAAACACUACUUUUGGGAUACAAAUGCCGUUGCAGCUUAUAAGGAGACUCGGAAUGGCAUGAUCGGAGUGGACUAUUCUACAAAAUUUUCUCCUUGGCUUGCAUUGGGCUGCAUAUCACCCAGGUACAUCUAUGAGCAGAUUAAGAAGUAUGAAGCGGAACGAACUGCCAACCAAAGCACAUACUGGGUGAUAUUUGAACUUCUGUGGAGAGAUUACUUCCAAUUUGUGGGUUUAAAAUAUGGAAACAGAAUAUUUCAUAUGAAUGGUCUGCAAGACAAGCAUGUGUCAUGGAAAACAGAUAUGACAUUAUUCGAUGCAUGGAAAGAUGGGAGAACUGGGGUGCCGUUUGUAGAUGCGAACAUGAGGGAGCUUGCACUGACAGGAUUCAUGUCCAACAGAGGACGUCAAAAUGUGGCCAGCUUUCUGACCAAAGACUUGGGCUUAGACUGGAGACUGGGUGCUGAGUGGUUUGAAUACCUGCUGGUGGAUCAUGACGUCUGCAGCAACUAUGGAAACUGGCUCUAUAGUGCAGGGAUAGGAAAUGACCCACGAGAAAACAGGAAGUUCAAUAUGAUCAAACAAGGUCUGGACUAUGACAAUAAUGGGGAAUAUGUGCGACAGUGGGUUCCAGAGCUUCGAGGUAUUAAAGGUGGGGACGUUCACACACCGUGGACCCUCAGCAACUCAGCACUCUCACAUGCCCAGGUUUCGCUCAACGAGACAUACCCUUCCCCUGUUAUCAUAGCGCCCGAGUGGAGUCGGCAUGUCAACAACAAAUCAUCUGGUCCACCAGCAAAAGGAAGGAAGGGCUCAUCUUACACACCAAGACAACACAAAGACAGAGGCAUUGACUUCUACUUCUCCAAGAAGAGUUUCUGAGGAGGAGAUGUAGUGGAAAAGUGCUUUUUUUUACUGCUAGACAUCACAAAUAGAUGCAAGCCAUCUGCUUAGGUCACAGGUUACACAGUGGAAUGAGGAAGGGGAAAUGAAAAAUAGUGUGGUUUUGUGUUGCUCUUUCUGAAUCUGUUUUCACACACAGAUCCAGAAACUGCUGCUCACAUUCUGAAGACUUUAUUCUAAACCGUAACUCAGAUUUUCAUGCAUUUGUAUAUAUUGUGUUGAAUACAGUAUUGCAUUUUUGGUGGUUUUAAUAAGUUCCUGUGAAUGUCCUGGUUUAGUCAAGGAUGACGAAACGAUGAUGAAUGAAUCAUAUAUCACUGUUUCAUGCGAGAAAGGAAAAAGUCACCAAAAAAAUCUCAAAACGUUUCAUCAUCGUUUUGGAGUUGUUUUUCAGGCUGUUAUACCUAAAAAUAAAAGGAUUGAGAUUUUUUGGUGACUUUUAUCUUUCUUGCAUGAAACGGUGAUAUAUGAUGAAAAUGAUAAGAAAAAUGAAAAAGCUUGAAUAAUGUGCACAUACAGAAUAUUUUCUUCAUUUAUUCAGAAAUAGGAAGUGAGAAGUGCCAACUGUUUCAGUUUUGUUUUAAAAAGCGAUGGAAAACGCUGUAAAAGACAAAACAAAAGUGUUAAAAUCUUUUACGUGCAUGUGCACCUUUACUUGCAACAUUGACUUUUUUUUCGACUUUCAAUAAUAUUUAUCAGGCAUGAUCAAGGACUUUUCUUAGGGUUACUCAAUUUGAUUAUUUAAAUAAAAAAUAAAAAAUCUGUCAAAAUA